GGUCGACAAGCGAGAAACCAAACGAUGAGAUUUUUCCUAGAAUAGAUCAUAAAAGCCUAAAUUGUUCAAUUUCGCGGUCGAUUAGAUUCCGCCGAUGGCUGUUCCCGGAGAAUCUGAUCACAAACUCUGUGGUUUCCUCUGUGCUGUUCUUUCCGUCGAUUCGCCUGGUGCUCCGCAUGGACUUUCACUGGACUCCUCUUGUUUCGUCUUCAAUGAUGGUUCCUUCACCGGUUUCAAAUCGGAGAACGGCUUGCUCUUAUCCCUCAUCAAUCCUAGCUCUAAUCCCAAAUCCCUAAUUGCGGAAAUCGCCGCCGCCGAAGGAGAUCGGGAUGUUGAGAAUUGCGGAACAAUGGAAGACUGUGGAUUGGAGACUACACCGAAACGCCACAGGUGCGUUGAGAGAGACGGUGCACGAAAAUCUCAGAAAUUGAAGAGACGAGGUUCCUCCGCGAGCAAAAGCUUCCAGCCGGAGAAGAGCAGUGGACGGGGAAGGAAGAGGGUGAGGAGUCUUGGCGUGGUGAAUGGAAGCAUAAGCGUAGUGCAUCAACUUCACGCUUUGGUCACCAAAAAAUGUUUGAAGAUCAUGUGCCGUGUUGUGAAGGCUGAUAAGGGUGAGAAUGGAGAAGAAAGAGCUGUGGUGUUAGUUGAUGUUUUCCUGCCUGUUACAUUGUGGUCGGGGUGGCAAUUUCCUAAAUGUCAGGCUACUGCUGCUGCGUUGUUUAAGCACUUGAGCUGUGACUGGGGACUGAGAAGCUCAAUCCUUAACGGGGAAAGUAUUUGGGAAGAAGCCAAUGGAAGAGUAAAGGCCAUCUGGGAUCUAUCUGACUGCCAUGUGUUUGAUUGCAAAUUACACUGUAGUGCCCCAGAUUCUCCAGAAAGAAGAUUAUUUAAAAUACAUGAAAUCUUUAAGAGCUUGCCCAGUCCAGGAAACAAUGGUGUGUUUGAUUCUUCGAGAGUAUCACCAUCCAUUGACUCUUGUGUAUCUGGCAUUUGGGAUCUCUCAGAUGACGUUUUGAUUAGCAUACUGAUGAAACUUAACCCAAAGGAUCUUGUUAGCAUUGCAGGAGUCUGCCGUCUCUUACGAUCAUUGGCCUUUCUAAUUGUGCCAUGUAUGAAUCUAAAACUCUUUCCUCAUCAGCAGGCCGCUGUUAGUUGGAUGUUGGAGCGUGAGAGGAAACCUGAAGUUUUAUCACAUCCCUUAUACUUGAACUUUGAUACUGAGGAUGGGUUUAGUUUCUGUAUAAAUGUUGUGUCUGGAAAUAUAAUCACUGAGGCAGCUCCUAUGGUUAAGGAUUUCCGUGGGGGAAUGUUUUGCGAUGAACCAGGUCUAGGUAAGACGAUAACAGCAUUGUCCCUUAUUCUAAAGACGCUAGGAACAAUGGCUGAUCCGCCUGAGGGACUUCCUGUCAUUUGGUGUACACAUAAAAAUGACAAAAAAUGCGGUUAUUAUGAAUACACGAGUGACCACUUGACUUCUAACAGCAUGUUUACUGUAAAGAGAUUUCUAAGUCCAAGUAGUCGACGCCAGGUGUCGUGUGAUGCCUUUAGUCCGCUGCUGGAGUCGAAAUCGUUGCCCCUUAAGCAAGCUACGCUGAUGGAUCCAGAUGGUCAAACUUUCGAGUCGAAGAACUCAGACUUUGAAAACGACUUUGAAACUCCCAUCCGUGCUUCCAUGGGUUUAGAAUUAGAUCAACGUAGAAAGAGCUUGAGUAAAGUCAGAAAAAAUCUCUUGGAUGCAUAUGAUGGCGCAUCAGAGAACUCCGAAGUGAUGGAAGUUAAAAGAAUAAGGAAUUGGAAGAAAUGUGGCAUGAUAACCGGUUGUAAGAGAAAGGGUCCUACUGAUUCGGAUGAGGAAAACGAUAUCUGGAUACAGUGUGAUUCUUGCUCAAAGUGGCGGAGAAUAGUAGAUGAAGGUAUAUCUGUUGCUGGUUCUGCAUGGUUUUGUAGCAACAAUGGUGACCCUGCAUAUCAGAGUUGUAAGGAUCCUGAAGAAUUGUGGGAUAGAUCUCAACCAAUAAAUUACUUGCAAGGGUUUUAUACUAAGGGAACUUCUGGUGAACAAAAAGAUAAUAUCUCUUUCUUCACCAGUGUCCUUAGGAAAAACAAGUCUUCAGUGAACAAGACCGUAAAGAAAGCCCUAAUUUGGCUUGCUAAACUCCCUCUUGAGAAGCUCUCACAGAUGGAAACAGCUGGCUUACAAGGUCCACCAUUAGAUGUCCGUGGAUUUCAGAGAAUAUUUCAAGCAUUUGGUCUGACGUGUAGGGUUGAAAAAGGUGUCACUAGAUGGUAUUAUCCAAAGUUUCUUGAGAACUUAGUAUUUGAUUCACCUGCCCUCAAGGUUGCUCUCUGUCGGCCGCUAGAUGCAUUUAGAUUGUAUUUGUCCAAAGCAACUCUAAUUGUCGUGCCAGCGAAUUUAGUUGAUCACUGGAAAACACAAAUCCAAAAACAUGUCAGCCCUGGUCAGCUACGUAUCCUCAUUUGGACUGACCAUAAGAAACUUUCUCCGCACAGCCUGGCUUGGGACUAUGAUGUUGUGAUCACAACUUUUAGUCGCUUAAGUGCAGAAUGGAAUCCUCGGAAGAAAAGCCCAUUGAUCCAAGUGCAUUGGCUGAGGGUCAUGCUAGAUGAAGGACACACUCUUGGUUCUAGUCUCAGUUUGACAAAUAAGUUUCAGAUGGCUGUUUCUCUGACAGCUUGUAGUCGUUGGUUACUGACAGGAACACCAACCCCUAACACGCCAAAUAGUCAGCUUUCCCAUCUCCAAUCUCUUUUAAAGUUUCUUCACGAGGAAGUAUACGGAGAAAAUCUAAAGUUUUGGGAAGCUGGCAUCCUUAGACCAUUUGAAGCAGAAAUGGAGGAGGGUCGUUCACGUUUACUUCAGCUGCUUCAGAGAUGCAUGAUAUGUUCUAGAAAGAAAGAUCUGCGGAUGAUUCCUCCGUGUAUCAAGAAGUUGACCUACCUUAAUUUCGUUACAGGGCAUGCAAGAAGCUACAAUGAACUAGUGGAUACAGUGAGGCGUAAUAUCUUAUUAGCUGACUGGAAUGACCCGUCUCAUGUGGAAAGUCUGCUUAACUCUAAACAGUGGAAAUUUCGAAGCGCUACCAUUAAUAAUGUCAGACUAUCUUGCUGUGUGGCUGGGCAUAUUAAAAUGACUGACGCAGGUCAGGAUAUCAAAGAGACAAUGGGUGCUUUAGUAGAAAGUGGUCUGGACCUUUCGACCGAGGAGUAUUCUUAUAUUCAAGAUAGCCUUAUUAGUGGUUGUAACUGUAAAAGAUGUGGGGAAUGGUGCCGACUUCCUGUAAUAACUCCAUGUAGACACCUACUGUGCCUUGAUUGCGUUGCUCUUGAUAGCGAAAGGUGUACUUUUCCUGGUUGUGGAUACUUAUAUGAGAUGCAGACUCCUGAAAUGUUGGCUCGACCAGAAAAUCCAAACCCAAAAUGGCCUGUGCCAAAGGAUCUUAUUGAGUUACAGCCUUCAUAUAACCAGGAUGACUGGAAUCCUGACUGGCAAUCUACGUCCAGCAGUAAAGUCAGUUAUCUCGUGGACAGGCUGAGGAAAUUACGUGAGGGUAAUAGAAAAAACAUUUUCUCUUCCAACAAGAGUAACUAUGACAACCUGGAAGAAAAUCCCCCUGGUACCUCGAAAGCCUUUUUAGGGAAAGAAUUACAAGAACAGGAUUUUGGAUCUCAGAUGGCACUUGUUGAUAAAGUUUUGAUUUUCUCUCAAUUUCUUGAGCAUAUUCACGUAAUUGAACAACAGUUGACAAUUGCUGGCAUAAAGUUUGCUGGAAUGUACAGUCCAAUGCACUCGGCUAAAAAGAUAAAUUCCCUGGCAAUGUUCCAGGACGAUCCUGAUUGCAUGGCACUUUUGAUGGAUGGAAGUGCUGCGCUAGGUCUUGAUUUGAGUUUUGUAACACAUGUGUUCCUGAUGGAACCAAUCUGGGAUAAAAGCAUGGAAGAGCAAGUUAUCAGUCGUGCUCAUCGGAUGGGCGCAAAGCGCCCUAUUUAUGUAGAAACCUUAACCAUGCGUGGCACUAUUGAAGAGCAAAUGAUGAGAUUCCUAGAGGAUGCUGAAAGGAGUGAUAAAUUAUUGAAUGGAGAUUACAUGAAAGUGGAGCAGGAGACAACACGAAGCCGGCGCACGCUACACGAUUUAGCAGAAAGCAAUUACCUGUCUCAUCUUAGCUUUGUCCGAUCGGAAGGGAACACCUAAAUCUGUAAAUUAUUGUAGCUUCGAAAUGGUAUUAAUUCACAGCUUUGCUGCUUGUAGAUCUUCAAAUAUCUCCACUUUGCAUAUGUAUCAGUAACAAGUAGAUUUGAUACAACACUAAGAGAAGUAAAGUUUUUUUUUUUUUGGUAACCACAG
Molecule: messenger RNA, 4366 nt
Organism: Eutrema salsugineum
Lineage: Eukaryota; Viridiplantae; Streptophyta; Magnoliopsida; Brassicales; Brassicaceae
Product: F-box protein At3g54460
Exons: 8
Coding region: 95-4213 (1372 amino acids)
Molecular function (GO): ATP binding; ATP-dependent chromatin remodeler activity; protein binding
Source: RefSeq, a predicted model, not a curated record